AUGCCCUAUGUACCACAAAUGAAACCACGGUUGGGAUACAAUUCACCAUCUUCAGGUGGCGGUGGUGAUGCAAGUACACUAUCUGAUUGGGAUCCAAUGAAAGAAGAUUACAUGUCUCCAUCAUUCAAUAGUUAUAACAAAGGACCAGGUGCCAAUUUAACUGGUUCUGGUACCCCUUCAGAAGUAUUGAAUUCUUCCGAAGACUACAGAGGAAGAAGUCGAAAUGAACACCAGGUAUAUGUCACUGGAAUACCAAAGGAGCUGGACAAGCGUGGAUUGGCCAAUUUAUUUAAUAGGGCAGGCAAUGUGAUAGACGUGAAGAUAAUGAAUUCUAAAUUUCAGGAUCGAGGUGAUACAUUUGGAUUUGUUACUUAUGAUAGUAUGAAAGGAACUGUUAAUGCCAUUUCACAGUUGGAUGGAUUCAAAAUUCAAGAUUGUAUCCUACAUGUUGCUGCCACUCGUGAUAAUGAUCGCAAAAAUAGAAAUGAAGGGCAGGUGAACCCCCAGCAGCAUAGAUCCUUUGCUUCAGCAGGACGUGGAAGUCUGUUAAACAACUCAGUUGGUUCUCCCAAUGGUAAGCUGAUUUCCACACAAGAAGAUACUGGGACUCGUGUUGAAAACCAUGUAGAACUGAAUAAACAAAGUUUCAGUCGACUGCCUAGAACAGAUGGUAGAGAAUCUGGUACUCAUAGAGCAUCAUUUGGUCAUGCCGAUCAGUUUUCAAAUGCUAGUGGAAACAAACCAAAAGAUGAAGGCAUUGUUUCUCCUCGUGUUGCCAUGGGUAACAAGAGUGAUGGUAGUACAAGUUUACAAACAACCCCAAGACCAUGUAUGAAAUGUGGCAAAGCAAGUCUUCAAUGGUGUAGUAGAUGUAUGGGACCUUAUUGUUCAGUUGACUGCCAAAGGACACAUUGGUCACAACAUAAACUUUCAUGUAAUAAAAUGCAACAGAGAUCAUCCGUUAAUAACAUGAAGACAGAAACAGAAAAACUAGUAACUGAGAAUCAAAUGUCUGCUUCAAAAUGUAACAGUAGUGUUGAUAUUCCUUACGAGUCAGUUCCUAACAAGCCUUCUUUUGAGGUUUUGGUUACAGAAUUUGACAAUCCUAGCUCAUUCUGGUGCCAACUUGUCAUAGAGAAGAAUGUAAUUGACUUGACUGUUAUGAUGGAUAGAAUGAAUACAUUGUAUCAUGGCAGUGAGAACCAAACAGAUUUGGUGUAUACACCUGUGAUCAAUGGGUUAUGUGCUGCUCAAUUCAGUGGUGACCAGGGAUGGUAUAGAGCUAGAGUACUUGAUAUCAAUCCUGAUAAUACUGUACAUGUUCAGUUUGUUGAUUUUGGGAACAAAGAAUUAGUGCAGAAAUCAAGUUUGAGAAAACUUAACGAUGAAUUCUGCCAGUUCCCUAUACAGGGUCUAAAAUGUAGUUUAGGUGGUAUAGAACCUAUGGAUACUCAGAAAGGUUGGUCAGAUGAUGCAAAGGAGCUGGUCAAAUCCAAAUUACUCAAUCAGAAAUGUUCAACUCAAUACGAAAGAAGAAUGGGAGACACACAUGAACUAUGGGUGUGUGAUCCCUCCCCAGAUAACCAUGAUCCAGGUUCUGUCAUUAAUGAUUUAAUGAAACACUUGAAGUUUGCUAAGGCCAAAUCAAGUAAGGUUGCAGAGCCAACCCAAUCUUCAAUGCUAAAGAUGGAGAGUUCAAGACGUGUUAUUUUGGCGUCACAUCUACCAAAACUGCAAGUCAAGAAGUCAGGAUAUUUUCCAGUCAUGUGCACUUACAUAGAACAUCCACAGUCAUUUUAUAUGAAGUUGUAUGAUUUGGAUCAGUUGAAACGUCAAGCUGCUAUUCAGGAAGAUAUCAAUGAUAUGUGUAAAAACACAGCAUACAUCGCCUUUGAGCCACAGGUUGAUGAGUUAGUAUGUGCUUUCUGUAAAACAGAAAGCUGGUGGUAUCGUGGUAUAGUGAAAGCUGUUAAAGGAGAUGAAGCACUGGUCCAAUACUGUGAUUUUGGUAAUCAUGAAACAAUACCCAAAACGUUGUUAAGACUCUGUAAACAGGACCACUCAGCUCUUCCAAUCCAAGCAGUGCAUUGCACAUUAGCUGGUGUUGUACCAAUCAAUGAAGAGAGCCGUUGGACAAAUUCAGCAAUUGAACUAUUCCGUUUGAAGGCUGAAAAUAAAAACUUAGUUGCUAGAUAUGUGGAUAUGGUAGGUGAUAAAUAUCAAGUUGAAUUAUUUGAUGAAGCUACUAAUAAAAGAAUGCAUCAUGAAAUUAUCAAGGCUAAACUUGGAAAAUCUAAUGAAAUAAAGUCUAAUGGGAUUGAUUGUGAUUUAUCUCCUACAAAUGGUGAGGUUACAUUACUGGUCGAAAGUGAUAACGUAGAGAUAGAUGAGAGCAUGGUCUGUUCUGUAUCGUCUGUCAACUUGCCAAGCGAAUUCUGGUUACAGAAUGCUUAUAAAGCCAGAGAGCUGCUGGAUCUACAAGAAGAUUUGAAUCUUUUUUAUAACAAAAUGCCUCCACGAUUAUUCAGACCCAAAGUUGGUGAUAUGUGUGCUGCAAAAUUCACACUGGAUAACAACUGGUAUCGAACCAUGGUUACAGAGAUUGGGUCAUCUGCUGAAUUUCCUACAGUUUUCUACAUUGACUUUGGCAACAGUGAGACAUUGAAUGUUGUCAAUCUCCGCCAACUAGAAGAGCAGUUCACUCCAUUGCCGAUGCAAGCAAUGAGAUGCAGACUCAGCAACAUCAAACCAACCACGAAAGAGUGGAUUCCUGAUGCUAUCAAUUAUUUCAAAGGAAAAGUGGAGGGAAGCCAUGUAGAGGUGAAAUUUACAGGCAGAGAGGACAAUGUACUUAGUGUUCAGAUGUUCACACCUGAUGACAAAUCAGUCUCAAUCAACGAGGAUCUGGUGAAAAAAGAACUUGCCUUACCACUUGGAAGUGACGAAGGUGCUACAUCCCAACUUCCAACAGCCGAGUCGCAAUCUAAAUUGUCCCCAGGUCAAAUCAAACCUAAUUGUUCAAUGCCUGGAGGCCCUGUCCAGAUUAUCUCUGAUCUUUCUCUGAUAUCACUACCCGACAUGGAUGGUGGGUUUCCAGCAUGUGUCACUGAUAUUACAAAUCCUGAAGAUUUCUACAUCCAGUUAGCAACACUUGAAGCAGUUUCACACCUUGCUGGUUUGAUGUCUUCUAUAGCAUCCAUAUAUCCACAGGAGUCUGCUCCUCGUUUUGUCCCAAUGAAAGAUCACGUAUGCUGUGCCAAGUUCAGUGAAGACCAAGCCUGGUAUCGUGCUGUUGUCAAGGAUACCACUGAGAACAACCAGAUCAGAGUGCAGUUUAUUGAUUUUGGUAACUAUGGAAUGGUAUCAGUAGAUGAUAUCCAGAGUUUAGAUCCUCAGAUUUCUUCAACACCAGUACUUGCAGUGCAUUGUAGUCUUGAUGGUGUAACUGGUAGAUCAGAAAAUAACAAUUGGAGUACAGAUGCCAUACAGCUAUUUGCUAGCAAGGUUCUGAAUGAACAAUGUACCCUGAAGAUUGUCAAAGAAGGGAAUCCAUGGAAUGUGGAGUUGUACUGUAAAGAUGAUACAAAAUCUAUUAAUCAACAACUCAUUGAAGAAUACCUUGCUAAUAAGAAAAUGCCUCCAGUACCAGGUCAGUUGGCAAUCCCUGUGCAACGGAUGUUUUAUCUGCAAGGCAAGAUCAUUGCGUUGCAUAAAUCAUUGACACCAUCCAUGGGAUCCCUUGAAAUCUGGAAAUUGUGGUUUGAUGACAGAUAG
Messenger RNA from Saccoglossus kowalevskii, 3774 nucleotides. RefSeq lists its product as uncharacterized. Gene Ontology annotation, molecular function: RNA binding. The record is from RefSeq and is a predicted model, not a curated record. NCBI's taxonomy places the organism in Eukaryota, Metazoa, Hemichordata, Enteropneusta, Harrimaniidae.